AUGGUCGACCCAAUAUCUAUCAGCGGGCACGACGCGCUUGACGAGAAACUUACCCGCCUAUCCAAGAAGCCAGGCGUCAAAGCAACAGUAGUCCUCGAUCGAGCAACGGGCGCGAUUCUCCGGACCAACGGCCAGUUAUCAAACCUCAUUUCUACGGCUGCCGCCGCCCUAAAAAGUCCGACGGACGGUGGUUCCUUCUCGAGCGAAGCGGGCGCGACACAAAACGGCGAAUCCCACGGGUUCGAGGAAUUUACACGGAAGGUGUGGACUUGGGUUAAUGCGUCGGGCGGUCUAGUCGAGGAAUUCGACACUGAGGACGAGUUGAAACUUUUGCGAUUGCGGACCAAGAAGCAAGAACUGGUCAUCGUCCCGGAUGCGAAAUACCUUCUUAUCCUCGUGCACGACACGCCGCCGGCUUGA
This is a messenger RNA of Sodiomyces alkalinus F11, 420 nucleotides long. RefSeq lists its product as hypothetical. The record is from RefSeq and is a predicted model, not a curated record. Gene Ontology annotation, biological process: microtubule-based movement. The coding region runs from base 1 to 420 and encodes 139 amino acids. Gene Ontology annotation, cellular component: cytoplasmic dynein complex; cytoplasm. Lineage: Eukaryota; Fungi; Ascomycota; Sordariomycetes; Glomerellales; Plectosphaerellaceae. Gene Ontology annotation, molecular function: dynein intermediate chain binding. The transcript is spliced from 3 exons.